Messenger RNA from Leguminivora glycinivorella, 3205 nucleotides. RefSeq names its product origin recognition complex subunit 3 (gene Orc3). The coding region runs from base 324 to 2471 and encodes 715 amino acids. Gene Ontology annotation, biological process: DNA replication initiation; DNA replication. The record is from RefSeq and is a predicted model, not a curated record. Lineage: Eukaryota; Metazoa; Arthropoda; Insecta; Lepidoptera; Tortricidae. Gene Ontology annotation, molecular function: DNA replication origin binding. The transcript has 13 exons. Gene Ontology annotation, cellular component: nuclear origin of replication recognition complex; nuclear pre-replicative complex; DNA replication preinitiation complex.
GCAACAUAACCGCGAAAUUCCGGACAUCAACAAAAAAAAACUCUAAUAUACUUAAUUUCUGCAAUACUGAACUUUCUACAAAAUCUACCAUCGAGUAUUUACUUUACUUUAUGUGCUUUAGUUCAAGUACCACGAUUCUCUGCCCACAAUCAGCUCCUACAACAUACAAUAGGUGUUCAUUAAAUUCUGCUUCAUUGAGUCGCGAAUAUAAUGUGUUUACAGCUUAGUCAUUAUUGCUGAGAAAGGGGUAUUUUCAACCCAAAUUAACAGAGCAUGUAACUAGGUCUUUAAACUUAAGUAAUCAUAAAUAAAUCGAGUCUAAAAUGGAGUCUACCGUGUCCGUUUCUAAGGGUGUCUUUCUAUUUCCGAGUACAUUAAAAAAAGCCAAAAAUGUCAGGCAAAAAACAAACUUGUUUGAAAAACAAUUCCUGAAAGAACCAUGGUACAAGGCGUAUAAAAAGAACUGGGACAAAAUUGAGUCUAGAAUUAUGGAUUUACAUCAAAAAACCUAUGAUGUUCUGUUGAAUGACAUGGUGAAGUAUAUAAAAUCAUUCUACGGAGGUAAUGAGUCCUUAGAAGGGAUCAUACCCAGUGCCACUCUCCUGACCGGAGUCAACCAGCCUGACCAUGUGUCUCAGUUUGAAACACUUAUAUCUAAAAUAAGGGAUGAAGUGACACCACAUAUUGCAAUGGUGAAUUCUCAAGACGCAUCUACAGUGAAGCAUUUAGUUGAGAAUGCAGUUUGGCAGCUAAUAAAUGGAUAUGAAAUAUUGAAUGACAGUGCAGAUUCAGAUGAUGAGACACUGCCAACAAAAAGGAAGUUGAAAAAGAACCAAUGUACAAUGCGAGCAUUACAGAACUGGUAUAAUGACAAAUAUCUCAGCUCCUCACCUAAGAAAAGACAAACUGUUUCUAUGAGAUCACUAGUGAUUAUUAUACCAGAUUUUGAGAGCUUCAAUUGUAAUGUUUUACAAGAUUUUGUUAUGAUUAUAAGUUCAUACCUGUCUUCUCUACCAAUAGUAUUCGUAUUCGGCGUGGCGACGUCUGUAUCGGCGCUGCAUAAGUCAUUCCCCUACCACGUGUCAUCCAAACUGCUGAUCAAAGUGUUCCAUUCUCAUUCAUCGCCAGUAUACAUGAACCAGGUGCUAGAAGAUAUUUUCCUGACCUACACGAGUCCCCUCCAUUUGUCCGGGAAAGCGUUCGAGCUGCUGACUGACGUGUUUUUAUUCUACGAUUUCUCGGUCACGGGACUUAUUCAAAGCAUAAAGUAUUGUAUGAUGGAACACUACUACGGAGACAACAUAAAAUCACUCUGCUGCGAACGAGAAGAUAUAGAAAACGCUGCAGCCAAACUAUCAGCAGAAGACUUAGAAACUAUUCGGCAACUGUCUUCAUUCCGACCGUUUCUUGAAGCACAGGACUGUGAAACGAAAAUUGGUUUAUUUGAAAACGAUAAUUUCUUUAGAGAAGUGUUGAGUCAGGAGUUGAACAAGUUACAUGAUUACUUGCAUAGCUUUUACUUGUGUGUGCGGCUAUUGGCGGCGUUUUUGAAGGAUUUGCCUAAAAAUAUCAUUGGAAAGACGGUACGCGAAAUAUACACAAAAUGCGCCGGCGAAUCCAUAACAAAAACCCCAACAUUCAAGGAAUGUAUGCAGCUCAUAAACUUCCAAUCACAAUUGAAGCUACUAGACAGUAUACAGGGCGCCCUUAAAGUCGUCAACUCAGAGCUACAAGGAUUAUCACCAGUGAAACCUUUACGAUCCUCACCGACUAAGAAUAACUCUAAUAAAUUAGUGUUAAAUAAUGAUUUAGGAGAAACGUUUGCAAAGACGGUUAGAAUACACUUGCUUACGUUUUUGAGGCAACUCGAAAACGCCAAUACGGAGGCUACGGUGCUCACAAAUGUUGCUAAUGAGACUGAGAAUGAUAUGGAAAUCGUGCCGGGGAAUAGAUACAAAUUGAAAGAGCAACUGUUACGUGCGACGAGAGCAGACCGGAUCCAAUCAGAGUUCGAGAUGAUUCGCUCCCGUUUCGUCAGCUACCUCGAAGAUAUGUUUGCUAAGGGUCUUCAACCGCCGACCACACAAACCUUCCACGAAGUAUUAUUCUUCACCGAUGUGAGCAGCGUCAGGAAGCAGAUCGUGGGCUCCCCCCGCGGUGCCGUGCAUACCGCGCUCAGUAACCCUCACCAUUAUCUACAGUGUUCCUGCUGCCGCCUCUCAUCAUCAGACAGCGCAUCAGCAACGCUCCCCGACGUGUGUCUCGCCUACAAGUUACACCGCGAAUGUGGAAAACACAUCAACUUGUACGACUGGCUGCAAGCGUUCGCGGCCGUACUCUGCCCGGGGGACGAACAAGGAGACGUGCAUACACAGCCACGCUUCACCCGAGCGGUGGCAGAACUCCAGUUCCUCGGCUUCAUAAAGUCCUCCAAGAGAAAGACGGACCACGUGAUGCGUCUCACCUGGUGAUAAUUCGAUAUCUUCAGUUCUUGAAGCUAGAGUCCCACUCAACGCGAUUACCACCGAACUCCAUCCCCUGUUGGGUUAGUUUUAGUAGUUUCCUUUUUAUUUAGUGUAAUCGACAAAGCAUUUUUUUUAAGUCGUGACGGUGGCUAUCAAGUUACGGCCCGUCUCAUAGUAAGCAGUCAAGGAAGUCUAUUAACGCCUACAAUGAGAGGUGUUACAUGUUGAAUGCCGUCCGUUAAAUAACCCGUAAACUUGAAUCUUAUAGUCUCUCGAGAAAUUCUCGCCAGAAAACGCUUUCCACGACGGCAGCAUCCGCGGGAGGAAAUUCCUAAAUAAAAUUAACGCAUUCACCACCGACAUUUUUAUAGCCUUACGAGCGCAGCGUAACGGCUCAGCCACGACAUUGGUCUAAGCGCGACAGCGGUGAGCGGCGGCCAUACAUUGGAGCGAGACACAACGAUGGGACUUUUCAUUCGCACGUAUGGCUGCCGCUCACCGCUGUCGCGCUUAAACCAAUGUCGUAGCUGGGCCGUAAGGGAUCACAGCGUUUUCUCGCGUUGUAGAGGAAAACGACUACGAACAGAAAAUCCGCCGAACGAGUUAGGUACAAUGUGUUAACCUCGUAAGGCCCACCAUAGUUAGUUUUCCCAUUUUGAAUUUGAACUCUCCUCCUCCUUGCGUUAUCCCGGCAUUUGCCACGGCUCAUGGGAGCCUGGGGUCCGCUUUGACAACUAAUC